Elgaria multicarinata webbii is the source of this 2625-nucleotide messenger RNA. It is a transcript of the gene MLLT1, whose product is annotated as MLLT1 super elongation complex subunit. Lineage: Eukaryota; Metazoa; Chordata; Lepidosauria; Squamata; Anguidae. The record is from RefSeq and is a predicted model, not a curated record. Gene Ontology annotation, molecular function: chromatin binding. Gene Ontology annotation, biological process: positive regulation of DNA-templated transcription. The transcript is spliced from 12 exons. Gene Ontology annotation, cellular component: transcription elongation factor complex. Bases 20 to 1711 code for a protein of 563 amino acids.
GGCCGGGCCGGGCCCAGCCAUGGACACCCAGUGCACAGUCCAGGUGAAGCUGGAGCUGGGCCACCGUGCGCAGCUGCGGAAGAAGCCCACCACCGAGGGGUUCACCCACGACUGGAUGGUGUUCGUGCGUGGCCCGGAGCAGUUUGAGAUCCAGCACUUUGUGGAGCGGGUCGUCUUCCGGCUGCACCAGAGCUUCCCUAAACCCAAACGUGUCUGCAAGGAGCCUCCUUAUAAAGUGGAAGAAUCUGGUUACGCUGGUUUCAUUAUGCCAAUUGAAGUCCACUUUAAGAACAAGGAGGAGCCCAAGAAAGUGUGCUUCACCUACGACCUCUUCCUGAACCUGGAGGGGAACCCGCCCGUCAAUCACCUCCGCUGCGAGAAGCUCACCUUCAACAACCCCACCAAGGAUUUCCGCCGCAAACUCAUCCGUGCGGGAGGGGUGAUGGUGAUGCCGGAAGGGGCGGAGACAGUGUCCAGGCCCAGCCCCGACUACCCCAUGUUACCCACAAUCCCGCUGUCCGCCUUCUCCGACCCCAAGAAGACCAAACCCUCCCACGGGUCCAAGGAGGCGAGCAAAGACGGCAGCAAAGCCUCCAAGCCCCACAAGGUCACCCGGGAGCAUCGGGAGCGGCCCCGGAAAGACUCUGAGAGCAAAAACCCCUCCCGGGACCCCGACCGGGAGCCGAGCAAGCCCCCGAAGGAUUCCUCCCGCAAGCCCAUGGAAAACAAGCCACCCAAGGAGGAGAAGCCUGUUCCUAAAGCCGCCUUCAAGGAGCCCAAGCUGGCUCUGAAGGAGCCCAAGGUGGAGAACGCGUCCCCCAAGGGCGGGCCGCCCCCGCCGCCGCCCCCUCCGCCGCCCGAGGCCAAGCCGUCCAGCAAACGGCCCCCGGCUGUGGAGUCCCCCAAGCCCAGUGCCAAAAAACCCAAGAAGAACAGCUCCAAGGCGGCCAAGACCGUCCCGGCCACCUCCCCCCGGACCGCGUCCUACGCCGAGAAGAAGCCGGCCAAGGAGAAGCCCAGCGCCAAAGCGGAGAAGGCGAAGCCGGAGAGCGACACCAAGGCCGUCAAGAAGCCCCUGGAGGUGGCCGUGGCCGAGGAGUCCCAUUCGGAGGACGAGGCUUCUCUGAAAUCAGAGUCCGCGCCCUCCAGCCCUUCCAACUCCAGCUCCAGCUCCGACUCCAGCUCCGACUCUGAUUUCGAGCCGUCUCAGAACCACAGCCAAGGGCCGCUGCGUUCGAUGGUCGAGGACCUGCAGUCGGAAGAGUCGGACGACGACGACGACAGCUCUUCGGGGGAAGAGGCGGCGGUCAAGGUGACCCCGGUGGGCAGGGACGCCAGGCUCAGCCACAGCGACAGUGACAGCGACAACAGCACGGACUCCUGCCUUCCGAGUCGAGAGACGCCUCCCAGCCAGAAGCUGCCCCCUUUGAACAAUAAGAUCUCCGGAAGAAAGAGCCCCGAGUCCUGCAGCAAGCCGGAAAAGAUCUUGAAGAAAGGGACCUACGACAAGGCCUACACCGAUGAGUUGGUGGAGCUUCACCGGAGGCUGAUGGCUUUACGGGAACGGAACGUGCUUCAGCAGAUCGUCAACCUCAUCGAGGAAACCGGCCAUUUCAACGUCACCAACACCACCUUCGACUUCGACCUGUUCUCCCUGGACGAGACGACCGUCCGCAAGCUGCAGAGUUACCUGGAGGCCGUGGCGACGUGACCCGCGGCCUCCCGAGCCGGACGCUUUUUUGUGGAACCAGAAUUCCCAUCUCUUUGGUAUCAGGAAUGGACCCGUGGACCUUGGCCGCUGCCUUAUCCUCUCGAUUCACCUGAAGCACUGCCUUAGGGUUCAGCCACGCCGCCGCCAGCUGCACUUCUCCUCUCGGGCUCCAGCCGCGCGCUCGCUCGCCUUUGGCGACUCUGGUCUCCCUCGCUUCGGAAGCUUGCUUGAAAACUGGUAGAGUCGAAGCCGCGCUGAUCCUUCGCUGCGCCGCUGCGCCGCUCCUGUCUGUUCGUUUGCGUCUUUUUUUAAACAAACAAAAAAAUCCGGCUUCUUUUUUUUUUUUUUUAAGAAAAAAAAACCCUUUUAGAAUGAGAUUCUCUCCAGCUGUGAUUUUAAGGCUACACUUUUACGGCUUCGCUUGAAGCCACGGAAUCGAUUCAGCGGUUACUGCUUCUACGGACGUGACGAAACUCGCCUGCAGUGUCUGAAGCUUCCCCCACCUUGCCCGGUGCCCCUCUUCCUGCCCCGCAAUGUGGAGAGACGUUUGUGCCACCUCGAGGGCGGGCGUUGGUGCAGCUGAAUCGUGUGGCGGCCCUGAGACAUCCGCCAUGACCGGGGUCCCGGGGGUCGCCGUGGGGGUCGCUCUCCACCCCUUCUGGGCGGGAGGCGCUGUGCUCAGCAGGCAGCCAUACGCAGGCUUGGACCCGCUCCUGUGUGCGCGGGGAAGAUUCACACUUGAGGCUUUUGACAGCGCUGAAUCCCGUCUCUCAAGAAAGCCUUCGCUUUUCUCCCGCCCCCCUUUUUGAUCUGCUUUAACUGUAAGGACUACAUUGUUGUACGCUGUCUAUUUUAUAUAUAUAUAUAUAUAUAUUAUAUAUAUGUACGGUAUAAAAAGGGCCUAAUUGGGUCUU